Paraphaeosphaeria sporulosa is the source of this 1560-nucleotide messenger RNA. RefSeq lists its product as uncharacterized. Bases 486 to 1418 code for a protein of 310 amino acids. The record is from RefSeq and is a predicted model, not a curated record. Lineage: Eukaryota; Fungi; Ascomycota; Dothideomycetes; Pleosporales; Didymosphaeriaceae. The transcript has a single exon.
GACGACGAUCCAUUAUCUCGCUAUCUGACCGAUGUUUCCGGCUACCCAAAUGGUCGUCGCGAUAUGUUCUGCCAUGAAGAUGAGCAGAUGGCUUGGAGACUCGCCGGCGACGGAGCCAAAACUAGGCGUGAAGAUGGCUGGAGGGCUCCGUGCGUGGAACGGCUCAAAGUAUACGUAAACCGCACGCCUUCGAGAUGUUUCCGGCCAAGGACGCCGAGAAGGAGAAGGCCAGAGUACAAGCUAUGGAGAAGAUGUACAGAGACAUCACCAGAUGGCUUGUCGAAGUCUUUUCCGAAGACUAAUGAGCAGCCAGACCGUGAUGAGCAGCCAUGCUAGUCCUUCACUUCACAAGCAACGCCCCCAUUCUGCCGCGUUUGCGUUGACCGGGCUACGUCAACUGAAUCCGACUUCGACGCGCAAACGCUGCUCUCGCUGUCCACAACCAACAACGCCCGCGUUGUUUUCGCUGCCACUUCAUCAACACCAUGGCACCCAACAGCUAUGGUGUUCCGAAUCCGUUCCCGCUACGCGCACAAGCAGAGAGAGAGAAUGCGCGCACUCGUGCUCAGUACGCUAGCGUGUCUGGUCCGCCGCUCAACCCUAUGGGUGUAAGUAUGCCAUACGUUCCUUCGCCCAAUCCCUACCCACAUCCGCCCGUGGCACCCCAGCCACGGAGAGUGCACACUGGACGUCUUGCGAACCGAUUCGCCGGAAGAGCCACGCACCAGGACCCCUUCACCCAUCCGCCUCCUCGGAACAACCCCGGUGGAUCCCCCGUGUUUCCGUUCGCACCUCCACGCCAGGCCAACCCCGAUGGAUCGCCCGCGUACCUGUUCUCACCUCCAGUUCAGAACAUGUACCCAAGGCCUCAAGCGUAUCCGUACACUCAAUACCCAGGACCCCCCAUGGCACCAGAGCAGAACUUCACCUACGCUCCACCAACCAUGAUGGGCUCUCAGCGUAUGGAGAGCGGAGCUCAGGGCAUCCGUGGAUCUGCUCGAGCGAGCCACUUCCCCUCGAUGUCCUCACUCCACGAUGCCCUACCUCAUCCAGCGCCGCUCCGCCAGCCCACACCCGCCCCGCCUCACGGCCCGUCGCCUCGCCCCGAGUACCUCAUCGUUGGCCUCUUCGCUCUCCGUCUUACACAACACCUCAUCAUGCGUCUCGACCCAUACGCUGGCAGCGACGCGGCUCUCCGCUGGCUCGAAGCUUUUCUCCGGUCUUACGAUGCAAGCUUCGAUCUGGCCAAACUGAAGGACCCACGCUCGAUUGAGGACUACGUGCGUAUGUACCCGGGCAUUGUGCGCAGCAUGAUCAAGCAGCCGAAGUAUCGGAGGGUGUUCAUGGAUAUGGAUCCGGAUAAGAAGAUCGAGGGACGGGACUUGAGCGAUGGUGAGUACGCGACGCAGAAGAGGUGAGUGUUGUGGAGUGCUAAUCGAGAGAAAGAGGAGCUGCGGGCGAUCAUCAACUUUGCGGAUGCAGCGGGUGAGUGGGGCUCUGUCGUUCCGCUUCGUGGAAAAUAUGCGCAGCGGAUGGAGGACUUGGCCAAAAUGAGAAGCA